AAUGGAAGCGAGCCUGCUGGAGUUUGCAGCAAGCAGGAGGCGGGAAAGGGUUUGCGAGGAAUCAGUUAGUCAGGUGCGGGGAUGGAGGGAAUGAGUGAUGAAUGUCAGUAUUUGCAGCACAUCAGGAACAUUCUAGAAACAGGAUUCCAGAAGGAUGACCGUACGGGUACAGGUACCGUGUCGGUGUUUGGGAUGCAGGCUCGGUACAAUCUGAGAGAUUCUUUUCCCCUCCUCACUACUAAACGAGUGUUCUGGAAAGGAAUUCUGGAAGAGCUGUUGUGGUUUAUCAAGGGCUCUACCAAUUCUAACGAGUUGUCGAAAAAAGGAGUUAGAAUUUGGGAUGCCAAUGGAUCCCGAGACUUUCUGGACAAGCAAGGAUUCGUAAAUCGAGAGGAAGGCGAUUUGGGGCCUGUUUAUGGCUUCCAGUGGAGGCACUUUGGGGCUGAAUAUAAGGACAUGCAUACAGAUUACUCUGGUCAAGGAGUCGAUCAGCUCCAGAAUGUAAUUGAUACCAUCAAAAACAACCCAGAGGAUCGUAGAAUCAUUAUGUGCGCUUGGAACCCUAAAGAUCUUCCUCAGAUGGCACUGCCUCCCUGCCAUGCUCUGUGCCAGUUCUAUGUGGUAAAUGGAGAGCUCUCUUGUCAGCUGUAUCAGAGGUCAGGAGAUAUGGGCCUUGGUGUCCCAUUCAAUAUUGCCAGCUACUCAUUGCUGACAUACAUGAUUGCACAUAUCACAGGACUAAAGCCUGGUGAUUUUGUACAUACUUUGGGUGAUGCUCAUAUUUACAAGAACCAUAUUGAGGCAUUGAAGAUUCAGCUCCUGCGUAAGCCUAGACCUUUUCCAAAAUUGGAAAUCUUGCGCAAUGUGGAAAAUAUCAAUGACUUCAAAGCAGAAGACUUCAAGUUAGAAGGUUAUGAUCCACAUCCUACUAUUAAGAUGGAAAUGGCUGUAUAAUACUUACGUUUGCCUACCCGAGCUGAUGAUAAAUAAAAGGCUGAGACUUGAAGGAAGAAGAGCAUGAAACUCCAUGGCAGUGUAGGGGGAAAAAAAAACACUGGUAAAGUGCGAACUGGUUCCUUCAGUUUCUUUUUUGUGGUAGCUGCAUCCUUCUCAGACCUUGAUAACAGUUACGUUACAUGCAGUAAGAAAAUAAUCUGCCCAAAUUAAGUUUGUCCUGGUUUAACAUAAAAGAGCAUAUAAGUUUUUUUUUUACACAAGCCUAUACUGAAAUAUGUAGUUUUGUUUAUAUAAGUUGUCAUUUUUUUUGAAAUUUUCAAUAAAGCAUGUUUUAUUUCCCUGGAA
Carcharodon carcharias (great white shark) is the source of this 1302-nucleotide messenger RNA. RefSeq names its product thymidylate synthetase (gene tyms). Gene Ontology annotation, biological process: dTMP biosynthetic process. The coding region runs from base 82 to 954 and encodes 290 amino acids. The record is from RefSeq and is a predicted model, not a curated record. NCBI's taxonomy places the organism in Eukaryota, Metazoa, Chordata, Chondrichthyes, Lamniformes, Lamnidae. Gene Ontology annotation, cellular component: mitochondrion; cytosol. The transcript is spliced from 7 exons. Gene Ontology annotation, molecular function: thymidylate synthase activity.